Molecule: messenger RNA, 15432 nt
Organism: Cladocopium goreaui
Lineage: Eukaryota; Dinophyceae; Suessiales; Symbiodiniaceae
Source: the annotation of a GenBank genome assembly
GACAAUCAUCGAUCACCACAUCGACUCCCACCGAGGGGUCCUUGCAGAUCGCCGCUUCACCUGCUUUGCGACAGUUGUUGCAGACGUACCCAGAGUGGCGCGUGCUUGUUCGCAUGACUGGAGGUGGCCAUUUGAGCACCAUCCGGCUUGGCAUGGAUCCUUUGGACAUUCCUGGCCUUCAUCCGCCCAUAGUGAUGGCAGCUAUUCUGGAGGCAUCUCCAAUGGCUGCUCCACAUUUGCAUGUGGCCGAUCGCCCGGCAUGUGAGAUGAUCUCACAGGUCAAGGUUUGGUCAAAGGACAUGGAGCCAGCUGCAAGCUUUGACUUUGGCUGCUUCCACGAUGGCUUCUGGGAGGCCAUUCUUGAAGAUCCUCGACCUGGAUUUGAUGAAGCUUUGUUUGUGGAGGAUGUCUUGGUUGCCCUGACUGUCCAUCACCAAAGCACGUUCUCCUUGAGAGCCUUCAACACCCUGGGCCGUGAUGGUUUCAGUCCACAUCCGCUGUCUAGCGCACCGCUCAUCAACAAAGAGUUUGGAAAUGGAUUUCAUUUGAUCCGACAACAUUUGGGACGUCGUACACGUUAUUUGCGCUUGGCAUUUCAUGGGAAUGUGACGCUUCACGGAGUGGAAGCCUUUUGCAUAGAGUUGUUCCCUCUGCAGGGGCCAAUGCCACAGACCAUCCGCAGCGUUAUCAAAGUCUUCGAAGCGGAGCCUGCCAUUGCCAUCAAGCAAGACCAGAAAUACCAGACCUUCACCUACGGCACUUUGUGGAACGACCUGUCUUCCUUGGCACUGCAGUUGCGGCAACGCUUGGAUCUGGACCAGAUCAUCAAGCGUGGCGAGGACGUCGUGCUACUCGGCGACGGUCUGGCCGACCUUGGCGAUAAGUUUUGGGAAGACGUGCUUGCUGUCCUCUAUGACAAGGUGGACGAGCGCAGAAUCAACCUUGAGACCCUGAAGAAAAUCAUCAAGAACUUCGAUUCGGGUGGCAUUGUCUUCAAGUUGGCUGGCCAGCAACUCAAAGGACCCGGCAAUGGCGCAACUCGGCUUGAUUGGACUGCACUGGACAUGAACGCAGACGUGCUUUGGCCAGUGGCAGAAUGCUGGGUGGAAAUCUUUGACUUUGAGGGAUGUGGCAACAUCCCUCGCACAUUCCCUUUGAAGAUGGUUCAGUCGGAGGUGACAAAGUUCUGGCAGAUCAUGCUCCAAGAUGAUUUCCUUAGAGAUGGCCCAACCAAGACCAAGAUGUAUGCUGACAGUUGGGGGAUUCGAAAACUUAUCUCCCAUGCGCUGCGCAACUUGCGUCAAGAUAGGUCACCCCGGUCACGUGGAGUCCAGCACCUCAACAUGAUCUUCAUUCGGGCCUGGUAUUUCCAGACUCCUCAGCAACCGCCCCCUCCUGGUGUUGCUGCCAUUGCCGACGAUGAUGUGGUAUAUGGAGAUUCUGAGGAACCAGCAAGUCCGCUUGGGGAUGACACCCUCGAUGUGCUGAUGACUGUGGACUCGAUCCCUCUUGACCCUUCUGCUGUUGACACCUUGCCCUGCAACCUCCCUGGUGACUACUCUCCUGGCCCUUUGCCCGAGGCUCCAUCUUCUUCUUCGAGCUCUUUGUUGGACAUUGAUGCCAGAAUCGCAGAGCUGCAGCGGCGUUUGGCGAUGAAUCCUCCUAGAAGCGCUGCUGAGGUGGCCAAAGAUGCUGCAGCCCGUGAGAUCUUGGAGGUAGAGGACUCUCUGGUCUAUGAGCCUGACGGUGGUGCAGGCAAUCUACAUGCUGAUGGUGCCCCUUCGCACAUCGUUGAGAACAAGGAGAACUCUGAGAAACCUGGUGAUCCUGGGUGUGUGGAAGGGUCUUCUGCUGGGGAACAGGUAGAGUUACACCCUUCCUCUCCCCAGCCUGUCGCUGAAGUGGAGCCAAAGGAACUUGCCACCAAGAUGGAUGAAGAUAUUCCUCCAUCGCAGCCUCGGGAGGAUAUGGAGCCACCCCCUGCGGUCCCCGCUGUGGAGGACCCACAACACCACAUGCUUGAUGAACUGGUAGAGCGAAUUCUGACUAGGUCUCAACAGGAUGGGGCUAUGGGUGUGAAACCUAAGGGGCGCAAACCCAAUCCAAACAAAGAGCCCAAACGCAAGGCAGAGCCCAAACGCAAGGCACCCAAGAGCAGCAGCAAGUCAAAGGGUGAACCCAAGGCAAAGGCCAGCAGGCCCCGCAAGACCAAAGCCCAGCAAGAGCCUGAGGAACAUGAGCCUGUGAAACGCAACCUUUUCGAGGGUGAUGGUGAUGAUGCAAGUCACUGUGCCACUCCCGGAGAAAGUCCCCCACCAGAGGUACCCAUGCCCAGACGUGGCAAGAAGGCAUCGGCAAAGGCAGCGGCAAAGAAGGCAGCCCAGAGCCCCAAGGUUAAGAAACCCAGAAUGACUCCCAAGAAACGACCAGCAGCUCGAAAGACCCAAAACACAGCUGCCGCAGGCUCUGCAACAGAUCCCCAGGCUCCCGAAGCCCACCCUGCUCCCCCUGCUGUUCCUACUGGGAAGGGCAAGAGUGGACCCAAGCCCCGCAGGGCGACUGAGAAGCUCCCGACUUUCACCCACUGCAGCAUUGUCCCUUACUGGUCUCGUGAUGCUGUUGCUUUGAAAGUUCCAACGGGACAGGGCAAGUCAGGACUUACCCAGGUUUUCUAUCUCUCUGUGCCCAACAAGAAGACUGUCGACUUGGUGGGUCCCAUUGUCUUCAUUGCGAAGAUGGUCGAGGACGCCAGUGGGGAUUACAAUCAGCCUGAGAUCAGGCAGAAAUUCGUGGAGAUGAAGGAAGGUCUCAGGCACGCUGAGGGCAUCAUUGUAGCUGCCACAGUUUUACCUUGGAACAAGCUCCCGGCUGUGAAGCAGUGGAUCGACUGCUCUUCUCCGGAUGCCUCCUUGUUUGCCCGACUUGCGGGCCAACGUGACAAAGGAUUGGGUCAGUCUACGGCAUCUUUCGAUAUUGGAUUCCACCAGGAUCCAAAUGUCUUUGAUAUCAACUCCCCUGCUGGUAUGGUGCUCUCCGUCUAUGCUAUGCUCAACUCUCGAUUCGAUGAAGCUCUCGCAUCAGUGGGACUAUGUUGCUCUUCUUAUGUGGUGACCAGUCGUGGUUCAACCCAUAGAUCAUUUAUUACGCCGAUGGGAAAUGAGAAGUUCCUGAAGGUUAGGCUAUCCAACCAAAUGACUUCAAGGACCAUUCUCCUCUUGGUUCUCUUCACAGCAUGUGGAGGUGUUUGGGUAUUAGAGCAACCAGGAACGUCGAUUGUCACCAGGCAUAGGAGAUUUCGCUGGCUAGUGAGGAAGUUCAAUUCUUUGGGAUUGCGUGUAUUUGUGCAGCGCUUCUUCAUGAAGUACUGGGGGCAUGCUACACCGAAGCCUUCAGUUGUCUUUGGUAAUACCUCUGCCAUCAGAAUGCUUUUCCAUGGGAAAAUGACCAAAACUUCCCUCUCCACUAGCGUGAAGACCACGCGACGAUAUCACUCCAAAGAUGGAAAGCUUCGGUUUGCAGGGACAGCGCAGUUGAAAGGCACACAGGUGUAUCCUUGGCGCUAUGCGGCCAAGCUCAUGGAAAUUCACAAAGCAGCUGCAAUGGAGCCCGGCAAGGACUGUCUCCCUCCAGUUGACUCCACCACUGAGUUGACCCAUCUCUACUCUGCAUACCCUUGGCAUGAUCUUUGGCAAGAUGCGAAGAUUGCAGAAGCCAUUUCCUACGUCAGGGGCUCCAAGAAAUUGAGGCUCCCUCCUGAGUGGCGCAUGGUGCUCCCUCAAUCUCUCCCAGAAGAUAGUGAAAGUGAGGCUGAAAUUCUGCCGCAGUUGUUGGAUAGUGGGUAUUGCAAUGGGAAGCUUACCUUUGACAUUCCCAAGAACCCAAGAGCCAGUGCAAGCCAGGAGCUUCAGCAGCAGCGCAAAGCCUAUGUGGACCAAGUUUCCGAGCACUCACCGAACAGGGUUCUAAAGAAGCACCGGGUUAAUUUCAAAUCCCCUUCUGAUGCUACCUAUGGCGACAGUCAUCAAGGGCCACCUUCUCCUGCUCCAGAAGUCAGGAAAUCUUUGUUUUCCACCGAUGGGAAAAUGGAUGGUGAGGCCAACGAUGUCCAGGAUGCUUCUAUUUUCGGGGCAACAGGUGACUGUCCUGAGGAGGAUGCCUUGGUCAAGCGCAUGCGGGAAAGGAUGGAGGCACUGACUCUGGAAAACCGGGAGUUAGCCCAGGAAAAUGCAGCCAUGAGGGCUGAACUUGAGAACAGGAAGGUUCUUCAAACUGGGGAGCCUGAUCAACAAGAACCAGAAGGUGUUACUGAUGAAGCUGCCCGAAAGCGUUUGGAGAGAAUCUGUAAGCGCAGAGCUGAUGGGACCUUGACCGUGCCAGAAUCAAUCCAUGAUGCGUGGAAGAAGGGCGGGGAUACCAGGAACAAUCUCUUGAAAGCACUUACUGAAGCGAACUUCAAUAAGGAGGAAUUCGUGAAGAUGGUCAAGAUCCAAGAGGAGAACAAAGAGCAGGUGCAAUACAAGUGCUGGGCUGGCUGGGCAUCAGAGGAAAAGAUGAGGGACACGCUCAAGAUCAAAGAGACCAGGAUCACUGCAAUCAAGCAAUUCUGUGCCCAAAGGGAAGGUUUUGUGAAGCAUGAUCGAUAUGAAGGCAAACCCUUGUAUUGGGUUGAGGAGGAGAUCGAAGUGGAGUAUUUUAAGACUCUGAGUAGAUCCAGGAACGAGCAAUCCGAAUACCAAGUUGCGUCCACUGCUGAAUCGGUCUUUGGAGAAGCUGCAGAGCCUGUGCGCAUGGACAUGGGGCUGGCUGCAGGAGGCAUGCCAAGCAGUGCCCCUGCUGGACCCCAACAAGUUCCACAAAAACCAGGCCAAGCUGGUGGGAACCCUUUUCCCCCAGUUUUGAAAUCGGAGCUCCCAUCUGACCACAUCUUGAAGUACAUGGAGGGACUGACGAAGAAGUCUUUGAAGAUUUCGGAACUGAAGGCAAAGUAUGAAGCUAUCCCGGUUGGUGACCGAUCUGUGGCUCAUACUGGGUUCAUUGGAAAGUUGGAACUGAAGGUCAAGGACCUUGAUCAACUACAUGGUGAAAUCAACGAUGUUUAUGCGAGUGGUGCAGUUGAAGGCUAUGCUGACAAGCAUGAGGUGGACCUACGCGAACUGUACAAGAAGGCAAAACCGUUGCCCAACAAACCGGGUGCCAAGAUGCCUGCCAAAGCAAAGGCCAAGGCAAAGGCAGCACCAAAUUGUCCUGAUGAGGUUCAAGCGACCAAGUGCAAGGACAUGGCCUUCAGCACGCUCCAUGACAAGGGCAUCUACCUGAGCCAGUCGACGAAGAAUGUAUUGACCAAGGUCGCCAAUGCAAACCCGAACAAUGCGGAGAGGGACCUUCAUCGGCUGUUUCGUCGGGAAGAACUUAGUUUGCCUAUUGAAAUGAGUACCAAAGGAUUUGGUAUCCAAAAGGUCCAUUACCUCAGCCUUUUGACAUGGUGGAAAUUUCUUCUGAAGAGUUAUCCAAAGUUCGUCCUGGGAGGGUUUGACCGGGAAGAGAUUAGAUCCAACCGGAUGCUUCAGACUUUCUGGAAGCACUACAAGUCCAACCACGAUGACCAUGCUGUGUUUGACCUACACGAAACCCAAGGUCGACUUGGAAAGUGUGUGCCAUACUACCUGCACAUAGAUGAGGGCACUGGGCUUCGGCGCUCAGCGGUUCUAGUCAUCGCCAUGCAAACUGUGUUUGGGAGGGAAACUUCCAAAAUCUUUGGUGAGAACUUUUCAAAUUUCAUGGCUCAUUCACAGCAUGCACUUGAAGCUCGCAUGACAAGAGCGCAGUACCACAAUGCCAAAGGGUCUACGUACUUGACCAGAUUUCUUUGGACGGUGCUGCCCAAAAAAAGUUACUCACAGAAGAACACUCAUGUCUAUUGGGGAUUGCUGGAUCUCCUGGCGACUGAAUGCAAAAAAUUGAUGGAGGAAGGUGUUAGUGUUGGAGGAGAAACUUGGUUUCCAGUGUGCUUGGGCCUGAAAGGUGACCAGCCAGCUCUCAUCAAGUCGGGUGCAUUUCGGAGGAGCUUCAUGAAUCUUGGAGCGGGGCGAGGCAUUUGCUGGGAAUGCUGUGCAGGGCUUCCAGGUUUUGAGUUUGAGCAAUGCGGUGAGUCUCCUACUUGGGCUGCCACAGUUGGAUUGGUUCCUCCCUGGGUUCAAGGUGAAGAAUCCCCUUUGCUUCGAAUUCCUUGUCAACCCAGUCUACCCCAUGGUUUCUGGAAAAGGGACCCAUUCCAUGCAUUCAAGCAAACCCUUGGUGGACAUUUUGGUGCCUCAACCAUCAUACUUUUUGCCAUUGACUUCGCUCUCUGGAAAAUUCCAGGUCAAAGCUCUGAUGUCGACAGCAUGCUGGAGCGAGCGUUUGGGGACUUCCGGUACUUUGUGUGCCAUGAGUGGCGUGGAAAUGUAGUGAAUCACACCAAGGCCUUCACAAGGCAAACCCUGCACUUCCCUGACUACAAGAAGUUUCCCUAUGCUAGGUGGAAGGGGUCGGAUCAAAUGUUGAUCAUUCGCUGGCUGAGGAAUGUAGUCUUGAAUGGGGUUGUUCUUCCUGAUUCUAUCACCAGGGAUGGACAAAGUCUCCUGUACUUUCCCCCAAAGGAUUGGCAGGCUCCUUUCUUCAAAGGGGUGUUGGAUGGAUGCAAUGCGUCAAUCAUUUUCUUUCAUACCUUGCACCGGGAGGGUGUUUGGUGGAGUAGGGGGCUGGCAUCCGAGAUGUCAGCUGAGUGCCGCAAAUUUUGCGUCAGUUUUGGUGACUUAGCGCGCCUUUCCUAUGAGAGGGGCAUUGCUAGGUGGUGCUUCACCUCGUUACACCGCCAUGCCCUUUGCUCCGAGUUGCGGCUUCUCCCCGCCCUGCAGUUGUUGGUUUUGGAGGAUCCAGUUUCCAAGGAGGAACUGGAAGACGUGAAGGCCACGAAGUGUCUCCUGCUUCAGCCCAAAGACAUCCAAACCUUUGCCAGGCAAGGCGCUGGCUCAACGUUUGCUGAGCCGCCUAUGGCACAGCCGCAUCGUUUGGGCAAUUUGAUCUUUACAUCUGGUACCACCGGGAAUCCCAAGGCUGUACGUCGUAGCCAUGAAGAGCUCUAUGCGAUCCUCUGGCUGUACGCCAAGUCAGCUACUCCAGAUCGUCCGUGCCAUUUGGCAUACCAGCCGUAUUCGCACAUGAACGAACAACUUGGCUCUGCAGUGGUUUUCCUCCAGGGAAGUUGCAUUGCGUUCUCAACUCCGGAAACUGCGCAUGCAGAUGCCAAGGCGGUUGAACCAACUGCGAUCCAAGGAGUCCCACGAUUCUACGAGCCUCUUCUCGACGCGUAUGAGACCAAAGAGAUGUCCUUGGAAGAGCUCCGUGGAAGCUUGGGCUCACGCCUCCAGCGUCUGUCAGUGGGCUCUGCGCCAGUCACUUCCAGGUUGCUGGAGUUCUUGAAGAUGUGCUUUGAGUCGGAGAGCUGCAGCAUCUCGACCACCAAGCCUAUGCUCCCGGAGGGCGAAGCCGCAACAGGUCAGCCGCCCCAGUUGGCUACGCUGAAUUCACUGGACGAUGUGGUCGCCUUUGCAGCGGUGGAUGCAGAUCUAUGGGCGCUGUUUGCCAAACAUCUUGGCAAUCCACCCAGUGUCCGGAUCUUGGCCAUGGUCCCAGCCUCCGUCCUGCAGAAAACAAUUUUGGGCCUGCGGAUCCCCUCUGGUGCCGCCCCGGCGGAUGGCAGUCCGCCUCCGACACGCGAUCCCAACGUCACCGAGACGAUCCAGAUGGCGUUGGUGUGGCGGGUAGCCAGGCAGGCCGUGGGAUUGGAGGACCUGGACCCUAUGUUGCCAGGAGCAGAGUCCUCCUCGGCGAUCAGGGCCGCUGUUGGGGCAAGUCCACCAGUGAGUGGAAUGCCACUGGCAGCCCCGACUUUGGCUGCACAGAACCAGCCGUCACCAAAGAAGGUGAAGUUGUCAAAUGUGUUGGAUCAGACGGACGACACAGAAGUGGCAACAAAGACAAGGGCAGAGAUGGGCAUCUACUACGAGAACCAUCGGGAAAUCACUGGUGCGGACCCAUUACCAGAAGUGGAGCCGACCGAUCUCCAGGUCGCAGCGAUGGAAGACAAGGUCGUGGUGAGGGACGAAAGCCCUUACGCAGACUUCUCCAUCCGGACACCCUUUGGGAGAAGAAUACAACGAGCCAUGAAAACGAAAAGUUACUCCUUUCAGCCGGAUGGCACGUGGAAAGCGGCCGAUAUUCCGGGACCGCCUCACUUUCAGGCGUGGCAAGCCUGCUUCAGGGUUUACCGUGCAGUGCUAUUCAUGCUGCGCUACAAUGCGACGGCGGCACCAGCCGGGGGAGCGCCAGUGAGCGCUACCCGAGGCAUGGUGACGAGGAGGCCGCUGGUGGUUCAACCCCACUCCCUCGAGCGAUACUUCGAGGCGUUCAAGGAGCUCUGUCAAGAGUUUCCAGAGUGCUGGCACCUACUAAUGCCAGCCGAAGAUCGAAUGAGAGCCGAAAGGGUCGAACACAUUCGAAGGAACCUGCAAAGAGCGCACAACGAAGGCAAAGUGCCGUUGGAUGUGGACUUCAACCCCGGAACCCCUUGGGAUGGAGUGUUUCAAGCAGCGGCGUUGGAUCACCAAUACUGGGAUUCCAAUGUCAGGAGGCCAGCGGUUGCCUUCUUGGCAAGGAUGGGGAGCCAAUUGCAACCAACUCUCGAGCCAGUGUCAGAGGGGGCAAAAGCAUCGUCGGCAAAUGUGGAAGCGGCCUUGGGUGCAACAGCUCCUUUGGGACCGACGUCGCCAGCCAACAAGAAGACGAAGAAAAGAAAGAAGGAGAGUCCAGGAGAAUGUUCAGACAAAGAAAAGAAGCAAGCCACGAAGCCCAAGGUGGAGGACCGUUUUACAAACAAAACCCAUUCAAAGAAAUGGGGAGGUCUCUUCCACAGCACGCCAGAGGGGCGAGAGCUGUGUUACACUUGGGCAAAAGGAGCUACACCGGACGCUUGCUCGGAGCCCUGUGCGGCAAACCGAGCGCACAGAUGUCAGAUCUGUUUGGGUGCACACCAAAAUCGGGAGUGCAAGAAGGCGCCCAGUGUUGGCGUUCGGCGCUUCAGAUUUCUGGAGCUGUUUGCCGGGCAAGCGGGAUUUUCGGGGGCCGUCGAAUUGGCUGGUGGAGAAUUGGUCGAAGUUAUGAACCACCAAGACUCUUGGACCACAAGCUGGGAUAUCUUGGUGGACGAGGAUUUCGAAAGGGCACGAGCAUGGGUCAGGGAAGCAGACCACACCCACUUGGCGCCUCCAUGCAAGUCUUUCACAAAGGCACGGAGGUCGGACAAGUUCGGUGCCACCAAAGUUGUUCGGUCACAAGCACAGCCAGAGGGCUGGGGAGACCCGUUGACUGUGGAAGGCAACAAAAUCGUCGAGAGAGCGGCGGUCCUGUUAGACGAAGCUCAGGCGGCAAGAAACACCGCCUCACUGGAGAACCCAGAGGACUCGUUCAUUUGGGAACAACCAACGUUAGAGAGGCAUAUGAAAAGAAUGAGAAAGGUGGGGCUCGACCAAUGCCCGUAUGGGGCAGAGACCAAAAAGCCGACAGGUAUUCUUACAGACGCAGCUUGGAUGGUGCACGUCUGUGCCAGGUGCGUGGACGCACGGCCCCACGAACAUAUGCCAGGAGGGCUGGCUGGAAAGACCCUGGACUAUUUCUUCGAUCCUCCCAGGGAAGUGUGGAAAACUGCUUUGGCAGCUGAGUACCCCACUGGACUCUGCUGGGCAUGGGCACAGUCACUUGUCCGCUUCUGGAAGACGGAGGAAGGACGGGUGACAUUGCAAAAGAAAGCCAUCAAAGUGGAAGGGAACGCACUCAGAGCGGUGCGGCCAGAGGUACAGUCAAAGCAGCCAGCAAGCAAUCGAGAAAGGAGAGAGAUGGAAAACAACCAGGCAGUAGGGGGGCUGAGGAAUCCCUAUGGCGCCAUCCAGAGCAAAGCCGCAGCGUGGAAGCUGGGCGCCAGUGUGCGUCAUGUGCUCUUGGGGGUCAUCAAGGAGAACACGCGGGAGUUGCAGGCACUGGCAUCGGGGGCGCCAUUUGCAGGCUUUCGCGAAGACACUGUGGAAGCGGCAGCCAGUGCGCUGUCAUCGCUGGCAGGAGUAAAACUGGAAGCCCCCUCUCCGAUACGAGUGACUCUCUUGGAAAGUUUGUUGAAUAUGAGCCACGACCCAGAGAAGGAUGUGGCAAAUUGGCUGAGAGAAGGUUUCCCGCUGGGAAUAGAAAAGGAGCUUGGAGUCAACAACGUGUUCCCAAUGACAGAGGGGGAUACAAAAGCUGUGGAACUAUCAAGACAGUUUCCACUGCUUACCGACUGGUGCGAUGUAGACCAAGCAGAAAACUACAAGUCCUUUCAGGAGGCAGGGCCGGCAGCCCUAGAAGAAUUGGAGCGCGUGGCCGAAGCGGGCUAUGCAACACGCUGCAACUCAUGGGCCGAGGUUUUGAGGUCGGCGGGAGAAGGAGCCUCACUGACCAGGCUAGGGUGUAUUCAGAAACCCAAGCCGGGAGGGGGCGUGAAGACCCGAUUGGUGGUCGAUUGCCGCCGAUCUGGCAUCAACGGGUUGAUGUGCAUCAGGCUGGCCGCAGACCUGGUGAGGCUCUCGCAGGCAGCCUGCUGUGAUACCGCCCGCAUACAGUGCUAUGUGGACGAUCCCCUACUCGUGGUCAAGGGACCAAAUGCCUUGGCCAGGUCAGUGAACCUGGCGAUACCCCUCCUGCUGUGGCAGGCCUUGGGUUGCCAACUGAGUUGGAACAAGAUGCAGCUAGGGAUCACCGUGCAGUGGAUCGGGUUCCAGCUGCAGCUGAAAGACGGCUGUUUGGUGGCGCAGCUCUCGCCAGAGAAGCUGGAAAAGCUCCAAAGGGCUCUGGAAGAGGUCACAAAGCGCGCCAGGGAACGCAAGAACUUGGUGUUCAUGAAGCAGGUGUACUUGGCGCUAAGCAGGCUGUUUGGGCCCCAGAUCGCAAGUCAGGCCGUGCACCUGACGACUGAUAACACAGGCGUCCUGCAUACGGCUCUAAACCUUCGGGCCUCCUCACCAGGUAUGGUAGCCGUAGCCGCAGAGCUGGCCUGUGUGCUUCGUCAAUUUGACAUUGACCUGCGGCAAGGAAACCAUGUCCGUUCGGCCGCCAAUUACCUGGCAGACGCCCUGAGUCGGCUGUCCCGCGGUGCGGCUGUGCCCGCACUUUUGGUGCCUGUGACGCGCCUUGAUUUCAAGAGAAACCUGGUGGUAGUCUCCUACCUGGCGGCAGCGCUGUUCGGUGCAGCAGCGAAGGCAGAUCUGGUCGCUGAAAGAUUCAGCUCAAGGCAGAAAGAAGUGACGGCGUCCCGUGAAGACUACGCCAAUGGGCCAGUGCGCCUUCCCAAGAACGAUGGCUUCGAUCCGUGGUCGGCCUUGGCCCAGAGGGUAUGUCGGCUCUGCUCCAGGAAGCCAGUAAUUGGGUACUGCAACAGGUGCGGUAUCGAACUGUGUGGGGCGUGCAUUACAAGAAUGCAUACAGCACCCUUCAAGUGGAUCUGCCUGGAGUGUGCCUGCGGGUCAGACGAGUCCGAAGAGCAGGCGAAGCUAGUAGUCUCCUGCCAAAACGAGGAGGUUGGAAAGAGAAGUGCUAUGCUAGCGCAGCCUGGGAUGGAAACAGAGAAUGACUUGGCGGGUGCACUGGCAGAGAGGAUCUUGGGUGACAAAGGACGCCACCUCGAAAUGGCCUGGUGGGCCGAGGUAAAGCGGAAGGAUUGGGCGCUUCACGGAGAAAGGCCAGUGAUGCCCUUCUCAGUGAUGAAAGCCUAUGCCGCAGCCAAGCCCCCGGGAAAUGAUGAUGAGGCAAAAGACGAAAUGGGGCUCCCGUCAGCCGGAAGUAGCGACCUUUACCCGCACGGGGGGGGGAGCACAGCGGCGGAAGCGAGCAGGCCAGUGGUCAAAGCGGAGCCCAAAGAGGACGAUGCUGCCUUGUCAGAUGACGAAAGCAAAAGUGUAAAGAGGAGGAGAACGCUGUCCAGCGAGGGGCACCGCGUGGAGCCGGUGGAGCUCAGGGCGCCUACCACCCCGGCGGGGACCCCAGCCGCGAGGACCACGGGCCCUGUGGUGGCACCGCCGAAAACAAGGGCGAGGGGGUCGGCGGCAAAGGCUUUGGUGGUCGCCGCCUCGGAAGAUUUGAUGAAGCAGGCGAGAAUCAACUAUGGGGAGCUGGUCUAUGCGAAGUCAACAGCGAUUGCCAAAGAAAGCAAGGCCAGGUUGGUGGUACAGAUCGCUGAAGCAAGAAACUUGGAGCCAUUUCCACUUACCCCUGCAGUGAUCGGGGAAGUGGCCGUGGUCCUGCGAGCGGCCGACUUCGCCUCGGGGGCGACGUACCUGGCGGAAGCAAAACAGGUGCAUCUGAGAAAAGGUUACCAAUGGGACGCAUCAGACCUGGCGAUGCAAGAUGCAGAGAGGGCUCUGACCAGAGCACUUGGCCCUGUGGUGAAGGCCGAAGAGAUACCCCCGAAGCUAUGGAGAGUAUGGCAGGAGGCAGGUCGGCAUGGCUUCACUAGAAGCCAGAUGCAGCCACAAGCAGGGCCGGAGCUUUGGGGAAUGGGUUCUGCGUUCCUGCUGCGAGAAACAGAGCUCGCACACCUCUUGAUGGGGUCUGUUGCACUAGACCUGGAGAGAAGAGAGGUCACGUUGCUCCUUUCUAUGUCAAAGACUGACCCGGGAGGAAAGGGAGCGAGGCGCACAAGAUCGUGCGUUUGCUCGUGGCCGCCGGAAGAGGAAGGCGAAAUGGACUGCCCCUUUCACGCCACGGUGAAGGUCAUGGCGGGAAGAACCAAAGUUCUUCGGGGCAUGGGCUACCAGGAAGAGGAGUUGAAAGAGUUUACCGUGGUUGGACAAGUCGGGUGUCCAGCCCUGAUGGUAAGCAAAGAGGCAAUGAUUGCGGCUCUGAGAAAGGAUGCCGAGGAAGCCUGCAAGUCAGUCAAUCUUGCAAAGCACAGACUGACAGCCCUGAACUUUGAAAGGGUAACGGGCCACUCUUUAAGAAGGUCAGGGGCCAAGGACGCUGUCAAGAGGCAUGGUCUCCCGUUAGCGAUGGUCCAAUGGCUCGGCCGUUGGGGAUCCAGUGCGGUCCAAGGCUAUGUGGAGGACGCUUUAGAGGAGAUGCCCGAGAACAAAGUGGCCUUGACUACGUGGGAAGGAGUGACAGCAGUGAGUGGGUUGGCAACCCGCUCAACUGGGUCACCCGGUGUGGUGGCUGCAGAUGGGCUGCCGCGGGAAGGUUAUGGCGCCACUGAAGUGGGACCCAUCGCGCGCAAUGGGCGGAUCAAUCCCAACGUUGAGGUCAAGAUUGUGCCAUGUGCUGAGCUUGGCCAUGAAGAAGGAGGAAGCAUUGGAGAGAUCCGAGUCAGAUGCAGGAAUGAGCGAGUUCAGGCUCGAGGAUAUGUUGGUGCCUCCCUAAAUCUGGAUGAGGAGGGCUACUAUUGCACAGGUGAUAUUGGACGCCUUGAAGAGGGGCAGCUGGAACUACUAGGCCGACGCGGCAACAUGACCAAGUUGGCUAAUGGCCUGUUCGUGUCAGCUGAGGGUCUGGAGGAAAAAUAUGUGAGUUUCCUCAAGGAGCUGGACCAAGUGUUCAUCAUGGCAAUUCCAUCCGACAGCACCGUUUCUGCUGCCUGCGUUCAACGUGCGUGGAGUCAACUGACUCAAAGUCAGUUGCUGUUAUCAAUGCAGAAAGCUGCUCGGGAGAAUGGCUUGGCAGCCCAUGAGGUAGUAAGCGAUAUAUAUCUGGAAGCGCAUCCCUGGACAGUCUCGAACGGUGGAUUGUUGGAUAAUCUGAAGCUCAAUCGCAGAGCCCUGAUGGAACGGUAUGGCCGGAAGAUGGGAGCAGUGCCAAAGGAUUCCAUGGAAAUUGUCCGGCGCUGUGCUGAGGCGCUGCGGCGCGGGGUGCAGCUCCCAGUGGCUGAGCCAGAGGUUUUGGAGGCGGAUUUGGCUGCCAUGCCGGUGAACAUGGAGGGCAAAGGCACUCAUCCGAAAGGUGCCCAAAAAGCGAAGCUUCAGCGUUUCUUUGUCACUGGCGGCACUGGAUUGCUGGGACGGGAACUGAUUGAUGAGCUGCUGGCCAGGGGCAAGGAAGUGGUAGCCUUGGUGCGAAAGCCUUCGCCCAGUCUGCCAUCCAAUGUGGAGCAGGUUGUGGGAGACGUGUCGCAGGUCAAUCUCGGUGCAGAUUUGUCGAGCCUGGUCUUUGAUGCAGUGUGGCACUCUGCAGCAGAAGUGAAUUGGGCCCUGAGCUAUGCAGAGCUCCGGAAGAGCAAUGUGGUGGGCACCUGGCAAGUGGCUCAACUUUGUGCAGAGAGAGGUGUGCCGUUGUUCUUCGUCUCGACCAUCUCCGUGGCGGGACAGGGUGAAGAGCUACAGCCACCUCAGGCGAUGUCCAAUGGAUAUGUUCUGAGCAAGUUGGCAGCGGAGCGCUUCGUGCACAGAGCAUUCCGCAAUGGUUUGCAGGGUGCGGUUUUCCGCCCUGGCAUGCUUUGGGGGAACUCCACCACAGGUCGCUGCCAUCCCAACUUCUUUCCUACUCGCUUUGUCACCAGCUGCUCUCGUCUUGGCUGUGCUCCUGAGACGGGACUUGCAUGUGAUGUGACUCCGGUGGACUACGCUGCCAAGGCAAUGAUUGAGGCUUGUCUUCGACAAGAUCUUGACCAAGUCCACAACGAUAGACUGCACAUCUUCCAUAUCUUCAACCCUCGGAGUCCCAGUUAUGCAGAGAUGGCAAGGCUGAUGGGUUUGGAGCCCGUGACCCUGGAAGACUUUUGGAAGAAAGUAAGGGCUGAUGCCCAAAAUCCAAUGGCCCCGCUUGACCCAUUACUGCAAGGCCAUCUACCUUGUGCCAGUGACUGGGGAGACGAAAGUUUGCGCCAGGUCCUGGGGGAUGACUAUGCGCCCCCAGAGGUCACGAAGGAGCUUUUGCAAGUGUAUCUGAAGUAUUGCCAGUGAGUUCAUGAACCAGCUCUGCGUGAUCGCCUCCAAUCGACCAGCAGUUCUCCGAGAUUGCACCCGCUUCCAGCUCUGGGAAGCCGAUUCGCAUCAGCCAGAUCCAUCCAGAUCCAGGAGAUCGAGGAAUAUCGAGUCCGCCACGAGGAGAAAGACAAGCAGAUUGCAGAAAUUGCAUGGCAGAUAUGGCAGAUAUGGCAGUGCGGCUGGCAACCUCCCAGAAAAGGACAAAAAGAUAAUAAAAGAUACCAGAAAUGCCGGUCAGAUCCGGUCAGUACAAUGAUGAUAUGAUGUAAAAGGUCAUGCGCUUGGAAAAUCUUGGAAAGCAAGGUGCAGUCAGAAAAUGCCGAAAAAGCUCGUCAGUGGUCACACUGAAGCGUCCACAAGCAUAUACAAAUGGUUUCAUUUUCCGAGCAGCAGCAGC